This is a messenger RNA of Doryrhamphus excisus (bluestripe pipefish), 3208 nucleotides long. It is a transcript of the gene ilf3b, whose product is annotated as interleukin enhancer binding factor 3b. The record is from RefSeq and is a predicted model, not a curated record. NCBI's taxonomy places the organism in Eukaryota, Metazoa, Chordata, Actinopteri, Syngnathiformes, Syngnathidae. Gene Ontology annotation, molecular function: double-stranded RNA binding; single-stranded RNA binding. Gene Ontology annotation, cellular component: precatalytic spliceosome.
CUUACUGACGACGUCAGUAUCCUUUUGCAGAGCGCUGAAUUCUUGCGUGCAGACAGAGGAAGUUACUGCAAGACAACAUUGCAACAUACCUGCUGCUGCUAUCUCCACGAUGAAGAUGGGCCCUCCACUUCGAUACCGCUCCUUGCGUGUCUUCUUGAAUGACGACCGCCAUGUCAUGGCCAAGCAUUCGGCCAUCUACCCAACUCAGGAGGAACUGGAGAAUGUGCAAAACAUGGUGUCCCACACAGAACGAGCCCUCAAGGCCGUCUCAGACUGGCUUGAUAAACAAGAGAAGUCUGACUCUGAUGGCUCAGACGCAGAUAAAGAGAGUGAACAGAAAGAUCAAGCCACACGUACCCUUCGUGGUGUGAUGAGGGUGGGCCUGGUGGCAAAGGGCCUGCUAUUGAAGGGAGAUCUGGACCUUGCACUCGUGCUCCUGUGCAAGGACAAGCCAACCAUCACUUUGUUGAAGAAGGUGUCCGACAACCUCGUUACACAGCUUAAGCUCGUCACAGAAGACAAGUACGUUGUAAGCCAGCACAUCCGGGAGGCCAGUAUCGCCAUCAAGAGCACAAAGGAGCCCCCUUUGACCCUCACUAUUCACCUGACUUCCCCCAUGGUUCGUAAGGAGAUGGAGAUGGCCGCUGCUGGCGAAACGCUAUCAGUCAACGAUCCCCCGGAUGCUCUGGACAGGCAGAAAUGCCUAACUGCCUUGGCGUCUCUCCGCCACGCUAAGUGGUUCCAGGCCAGAGCCAACGGACUGCGCUCCUGUGUAAUUGUCAUUCGGGUUCUAAGGGAUUUGUGUGCCCGUGUCCCCACAUGGACUCCUCUUUGUGGCUGGCCUCUGGAGCUGAUUUGUGAGAAAGCCAUUGGCACAGGAAACCGCCCCAUGAUGGCAGGAGAAGCACUGCGCAGAGUUCUGGAAUGUCUUGCUUCAGGAAUCCUGAUGCCAGAUGGAGCUGGAAUCUGCGAUCCAUGUGAGAAGGACCCCACAGACGCUAUUAGUCAUUUAGACUUCCAGCAGAGAGAAGACAUCACUUUGAGUGCACAACAUGCCUUAAGGCUCUCAGCAUUUGGACAGCUUCACAAAGUGCUUGGAAUGGAUCCGCUUCCCUCUAAGAUACCCAAGAAAACUCCUGGACCUCCAAUUGAUUAUAUCGUGCAAAUCCCGCCCAGCACAGCAUAUGCGCCACCAAUGAAACGGCCCAUAGAGGAAGAGGAGGGAAUUGAAGACAAGUCUCCCAAUAAGAAGAAGAAAAAACUACAGAAGAAAUCUGCAGAGGAUAAGCCUGAUCCUCCCCAGUCUAUGAACGCUUUGAUGCGGCUCAACCAGCUGAAGCCGGGUCUGCAAUACAAGCUGAUAUCCCAGACGGGACCGGUUCAUGUUCCUGUCUUCACUAUGUCGGUAGAAGUUGAUGGCAAGACCUUCACGGCUUCCGGUCCGUCCAAACGGACCGCCAAGCUGCAUGUAGCUGUGAAGGCCUUGCAAGACAUGGGUUUGCCCACAGGAGUGGAAGCAAAAACUCCAGAGCCCAUAAAACCGGAAGAAACCCCAGUACCCUUGGAGGAUGUGAAGCCUGUGAUAACAACCACUGAAGCUGCUCCAGCGGCCACAGGACCAGCCGUCACCGACAACACCGAUGCUGCAGAGACCACCCGCCAACAGGGACCGAUUCUGACCAAACACGGCAAGAACCCCGUGAUGGAACUGAACGAGAAGCGGCGUGGCCUGAAGUACGAACUUACCUCAGAGACCGGUGGCAGCCAUGAUAAACGCUUUGUCAUGGAAGUGGAGAUUGAUGGGCAGAAGUUCCAGGGGACAGGAUCUAACAAGAAGGUGGCCAAGGCGUAUGCAGCACUGGCUGCUUUGGAUCGGCUCUUUCCAGAGGGUUCUGCGACUGAAGCGACUAAAAAGAAAAAGGGAUCACUCCCAAACAAUGAAGGCUUUGGCAUGAUGGGACCUCCUGGCGAUGCGACUAUGCCCAGGGGAAGAGGGAGAGGAGGGCGAGGUCGUGGAAGAGGCAGGGGAUUCAAUAACGGAGGAGGCUUUGGCACGUACGGUUAUGGAAACAGCUCCAUGUCUGGAUACAAUUACUACAACAAUGGUGGCGCAAACGGAGGAGGCGGGCCAUCGGGUGGCCCUGCAGGUGGUUCUGCAGCCAGCACAGGACAAGCAUCAACACAAAGCUCAUAUGGCUCGUACUACGAGAGUGACGGAGCCUACAAUGCCGCAGGGGCUGCAAAAAUCCCCAAAAAGAAACCCCCCACACGGGGAGGAAAGCCAUCUUUUCAAAGUCCUUCAGGUGCGGGCGGUGGUGCUGCAGGAAGCUACCAGGCCAGCAACCCUUCCGGACAGGGCUCCUAUAACCAGUAUGGCCAAGGCUAUGGACAGGGAAAGAAGAAUUUCAACCAGGGUGGUGCAGGGGCAUACCCUUAUAGCACUGCCUACCCCAGCCAGGUGACGGGGGGUACUGGAGGAAACCAGGAGUACAAUUAUGAUGGUUUCAACAGCCAAUCCAAUUACAACACGCAAGGAGGCGGUGGUGAAAACCAAGGUUUUGGCACCAGCCAUUCUCAGUACCACAGUCCUGCAAGCUACGGCAAGGCAGACACCAGCGGAACUUACCAGUAUAGAUAGACUCAGUUUGCUCGUGUGAAUCCUCACCUCUAAAUCCCCCCCUCCAAAAAUAAUCCUUCUGUGCUCUCCCUACCUUCCUACAUGUUUGCUGUUGAUGUGCGUUUUUGGUCCUGUGCUGCACAUCACCAGAAGAUGUCCGACUGAGUUGUAGUUACAUUUGGUGAUCUGCUUAAGAGAUUUGAUGUGCUCAGUCCUGUCUUUUUAGUUCUAGUUUUGUCUUGUACUCUAUUUAUACAAACCACUGAGUAUGAAAUCUGGUGCGACAGGUCUUGUGUAGCACAAUUUUUUUAACAAGUUGCAUGGCAACUGUAAUGUUUAUCUCUGCUUGUAAUGACCCAAGGCUUGUAGAUAUUCUCUUGGCUUUUAGUUUUGAGUUUUUUUGCUUUUAUUUCCAUAUUGUGGUUUGAUGCCAUAAUUUACUAAUGAUGCAGAGGCUACCGGAAAUGCAUAAUUGCUAAUGUUUAAUCCAUAUUAAUGGUCUAAUCAGCUUUUGAUUUUGUGGAUGUAUUUUUUUCCCCUCUGUGUAUGUAACAAUAUGUGUUUGUAUUGAUAAAAAUUAUUUUGAAUUUA